AUGGAGAAGGUUGAAAAGCGUCAUUGUAUCAAAAUGAAUCGAAUUCAUGGUGAGGCUGCUUCAACAGACAUAGAGUCACUUCAGAUUGCCAAGGCGGCUAUCAAAGAGAAAGUAGAGGGUUAUAGUGCUUGUGACAUCUAUAACUUUGAUGAAACAGCACUUUUCUAUGCCGCCCUACCAAGAACAAGGAUUUCUCACCAGAAAUUUUCUGGUUGGAAUGAAAAUAAAAAGCUGCUUAUAGUAGGUCUUUUGUACAAUGCCGAUGGAAUAGACAAGUGGUCUGAUAUAUUGAUGAUUGGUCAUGCUAGAAGACUAAACUGUUCUAACAAAAACAGUAAAAAACAAGAGGCAGUAGAUCAUGGAUUUUUUAUGUAUCAUUACAACAGUAAGGCCUGGAUGACACGAUCAAUCUUCUAUGUUUUCCUCCAUCACUUUGAUCGUUCAAUGAAAGUGCAAAACCGCAAAGUGCUUUUGAUUCUCAAUAGUUUCUCUGAUCAUAUAUAUCACAAAUACAACAAUGUGCCUACAAAUGUUGAGCUUCUUUUUCUGCCUCGAAACACUACAUCCCACCUUCAGCCAUUGAAUGGUAGCAUCAUUUGGGCUUCUAAGACUUAUUUUAAGUGUAAACAGUAUGCUAAGACAUAUCAGUAUAUUGGCAUGAUUCAAAAUGGCAAACAAGAUAAGAUUGGGGCCAUUGAUAAAAUCUUUGAAAUUGAUCAAUUAUGGGCAAUAAAAUGGAUAAGAUAG
Molecule: messenger RNA, 747 nt
Organism: Phycomyces blakesleeanus NRRL 1555(-)
Lineage: Eukaryota; Fungi; Mucoromycota; Mucoromycetes; Mucorales; Phycomycetaceae
Exons: 2
Coding region: 1-747 (248 amino acids)
Cellular component (GO): nucleus
Molecular function (GO): DNA binding
Source: RefSeq, a predicted model, not a curated record